AUGGGGUGGAAGGCCGCGGAGAAGCUCAUCAGGCACUGGAAGAUCCUCCGCGGCGACAACGUGCGCGGCAUCUCCGUCCCCUCCACACCCCCGCUAGCUCCGGUUGCUCUCGGGAGAUCUCUGACUGAAAUCUCUUCUUCCUUUUUCUCUGUGAUGAAAUUGGCGCCAGGUGAUGAUCAUAAGGGGCAAGGACAAGGGGGAGAGCGGGCUGAUCAAGCGGGUCAUCCGGUCGCAGAAUCGCGUCAUCGUCGAGGGCAAGAAUCUGUUAAGAAACAUAUUAAGCAAGGGGAAGGACAAACAGGCGGGAUCUUCUCAAUUGAAGCUCCACUUCAUGUUUCAAAUGUACAAGUAAUUGAUCCAGUCACCGGGAAACCAUGCAAGACUACAUACAAGUAUUUGCCAGAUGGGACGAAAGUAAGGGUCUCUAGAGGAAUGUAUGCGUCUGGUGCUGUCAUACCUCGGCCAGAAAUUUUGAAGGAGAGAAAAAAACCGAGACCCACAUCUCAUGGCCCAAAGGACACACCAAUUGAGCAUGUGCUGGAGAAGACCUAUGAUGCCAAAGCUGGAAUUGGUAUGCCUGAUCUAUGA
Messenger RNA from Triticum turgidum subsp. durum (durum wheat), 588 nucleotides. Lineage: Eukaryota; Viridiplantae; Streptophyta; Magnoliopsida; Poales; Poaceae. The record is from the annotation of a GenBank genome assembly.